AUGGCUGACCAGGAGAAUAAGAGAGUUACGAGAAUGGCGAAGAAGAGGGCUAUCGAGGCAAUCCAGUCUCAGUUGCAACCGGCAAAGAAGAAUAGAGUUGUGUUGGGUGAGCUCUCGAACAAUGCGACGGUGUCGAGGAACGAUAAGAUCGGAUCUCACAUGGCUAAGAUUCAAAAGACGAAAUUUAGAUCGAAGAAGGUGAAGAAGCCUGUCAAGGCGGCUGUGGAAAAGCAGGAACUGAUUGUGGAGAAGAUUGAGAAAUUGAGUGACCCUCAGUUGUGUGAAGCCUACGUUGCGGACAUUUACGAGUAUCUUAAUAACAUGGAGAAGGAGGCAAAGAGAAGACCAAUGGCAGAAUACAUUGUGAAAGUACAGAAGGAUGUUACUGAAAACAUGAGAGGUGUAUUGGUUGAUUGGUUGGUUGAGGUUGCAGAGGAGUAUAAGCUUCUUUCAGACACUUUGUAUCUGACCAUUUCCUACAUUGAUAGAUUCUUAUCCGGAAAUGCUCUUAACAAGCAAAGGCUUCAACUACUUGGUGUUUCUUCGAUGCUCAUUGCUGCAAAAUAUGAAGAAAUCAGCCCCCCACAUACAGAAGAUUUCUGUGAUAUCACUGAUAACACAUACACAAAGCAAGAGGUUGUGAAAAUGGAAGCUGACAUUCUUAAAGCUCUCAAGUUUGAAAUGGGCAAUCCGACAGUAAAGACAUUCCUUAGAAAACUUAUGAGGAUUGCUCAAGAGGACCAUGAAAUGCCAAAUUUGCAGUUAGAAUUCUUGGGUUAUUAUUUGGCUGAGUUAAGCUUGCUAGAGUAUGGUUGCCUCAAGUUUUUGCCUUCUAUGGUAGCUGCAUCAGUUAUCUUUCUUUCAAGAUUCACUGUCAACCCAAGCUCACAUCCAUGGAAUUCGGGUUUGGAGCGACUCUCUGGAUAUAAGCCAUCUGACUUGAAAGAAUGUGUUCAAAUGUUACAUGAUUUGCAAUCAAGCAAAAGAGCAGGCAAUUUGGUGGCAGUUAGAGAAAAAUACAAGCAACAUAAGUUCAAAUGUGUGUCAGAAUUAUCAUCUCCAUCAACAAUACCAGCUUCCUUCUUUGAUGAUGUUCAAGAACGAUGAUUUCUGUUUGGAUCAACCAGUACUU
This is a messenger RNA of Cynara cardunculus var. scolymus (artichoke), 1132 nucleotides long. RefSeq names its product G2/mitotic-specific cyclin C13-1-like. Gene Ontology annotation, biological process: mitotic cell cycle phase transition; regulation of cyclin-dependent protein serine/threonine kinase activity. Gene Ontology annotation, cellular component: cytoplasm; nucleus; cyclin-dependent protein kinase holoenzyme complex. The transcript has 7 exons. The coding region runs from base 1 to 1107 and encodes 368 amino acids. Gene Ontology annotation, molecular function: cyclin-dependent protein serine/threonine kinase regulator activity. The record is from RefSeq and is a predicted model, not a curated record. NCBI's taxonomy places the organism in Eukaryota, Viridiplantae, Streptophyta, Magnoliopsida, Asterales, Asteraceae.